Molecule: messenger RNA, 1659 nt
Organism: Acaulospora colombiana
Lineage: Eukaryota; Fungi; Glomeromycota; Glomeromycetes; Diversisporales; Acaulosporaceae
Source: the annotation of a GenBank genome assembly
AUGUCUACCACAGAGUCUACGCCUGAGCAGCGGUUGCCCCAGGAAUGCCCGAAAAUUAUGUUGCAGUUACCUUUGGAAGUUUUUGAUGAAAUUUUUAGGCACCUCAAGUUCGACAAACGUUCUUUGUACUCUUGUCUCUUGGUAAAUAGAUUUUGGUGUCGGAAGGUUGUACCGUUGAUAUGGAGGCGACCAAUGCCUUACAAUCAGAAGAAGAAUGGUAAUCACGUUGAUGUCGGUGUGUUCAUUCCAUUCUUUAACGAGGAAGAAAGGAAAGGAUUGAUGGAGAGCGGUAUAACGAUUCCCGAUCGUCCUUGCCCAUUUUUCAAUUAUGCUCAAUUUUUACACAUUCUCGACAUCGAGGGAAUCGAGAAGGCGGCGAAAGAUUGGUUGGCGAGGAUCGCAAGGGAGAAAGCUCAACUGCACGAGAUAUGCGCGGAUGAGGACAGGCGUGAUGAAAGCCCACCUGACGCGGGGGUAAGUGUGAGUGCCGCCGAUAGGUCGCCCGAAAUUUCCACCACCAAUGCCUUGGUGGCGUCCUUGUUGAAGAUGUUCAUGAGAUGUGCAAUUAACCUCAAGUAUUUGGUGUUGAAUCCAUUUGGCGGCUAUCGAGAUAUUCCGGAUAGUAGGAUUUUUAUCGAGGGUCGACCCGGGCUAACGAAUUUACGUAAAUUUAAGAUACGAUUUAAUUCACUGUCGGUCAUCCGACCGGAACAUCGAAAAAACAUAUUUGAACUUUUGAACGCUCUUCCGGGUAUUUGCACCGGAAUUCAUCAUUUGGACAUAACGAGGGUCAGGGUCUCCAAUCCCGAUGUGGCCCGCAUGGUGGGAGGAGUGAUCAGGUCUCAACAACAACUGUUCUAUUGUCGAUUCUUUAGAAUCGACGGGGACGUUGACUCCUUAAUAUCGGAGCUGAGGUUCCAAGUGAAUAAUUUGAUCACGGUGGUGUUCGAUGACACAGAUUUGGACGGGGUGUCCCUUGAGCCCUUGGCACAAUGCGCAAAAUUGGAGGCCCUGAUAUUUCGUAGAUGUCGAAAUGUCGACCUCGGAAGAUGGCGAAGUUUGGUCAAUGCCCCCUUUAAACUUAAACUGUUGCACCUGAGCGAUCUCUCGCUCGACGUCACCAAAGCCAUAAUCGAGAAGGCGAGUGACAAUCUGGAAAAGAUCGGGAUGAAGAUUGUUCCUUCGAAUGUUGAAGGAUUGGAAACGAUCAUGAACAAUUGUCCAAAUGUCACGCAUUUCUCGAUAAGUUUUGUGCAAACUCAGAUUGACAUUAAUAAAGUUGUUCCGCUGAUAGACAAACUUCAGUCACUCACCCACCUCACAAUUUCGCUGUGGGGGCAGAAGAACGGAGCUUACGAUUUUUUAAUAGAAUUAUCAAAAAUUAACUUUCGGAAAUUGCAAUAUUUAGAAUUGGCCUUGCCAUUUAGUGCCGAGGGUCUAAAAAUUUUCUUGGAAAAUUGUAGAUCACCUCUAACGACACUCAUCAUAGAAUUGAUCAACGAGGAAGAUUUAGAGAUAUUCAAGAAAUUUUCGAGGGAGCGAGGGACACUGAAGUGGUUAGGAGUGGAGUACAGCAAACCUGGGGAAACCCAGAUGAGCCAUUACGACUUUUUGAGAAAGAUCACAAGUCUGGCCGAAGGCAUUUCAUUCAUAAAAUAA